AUGCCCACUAUAAAACAGGAUGAAUCCUCAAGCCACGAGUGCAACCAGCGCAUGAUUCUCCUCUAUGGAGUGGGUAAGGAGCGUGAUGAGGCGAGGCAUCAGCUGAAGAAGAUUACCAAAGACAUCCUCAAAAUCCUGAACAAGAAGAGCACUACAGAAAUGGGUGUUGGGGAUGAAGGGCAGAAGGCCAGGAAGACCAAGCCAGAGGCAUUUCCAACCCUGGAGACUGUGUUCACAAAGCUGCAGCAGUUGUCCUAUUUCGAUCAGCAUCAGGUGACAUCCCAGAUCUCCAGCAAUGUCCUUGAACAGAUUACUAGCUUUGCCUCAGGAACAUCAUACCACCUGCCUCUGGCUCACCACAUCCAGCUCAUCUUUGAUCUCAUGGAACCAGCACUGAACAUCAACGGGCUUAUAGACUUUGCCAUACAGCUGCUGAAUGAGCUGAGCGUGGUGGAGGCUGAGCUGCUGCUCAAGUCAUCCAGCCUGGCUGGGAGCUACACUACAGGGCUGUGUGUCUGCAUCGUGGCCGUGCUGCGGCGGUACCACGCCUGCCUCAUCCUCAGCUCCGAGCAGACCGCACAGGUCUUCGAAGGGUUGUGCGGGGUAGUAAAACAUGUUGUGAAUCCCUCCGAGUGUUCCUCUCCAGAACGGUGCAUUUUAGCUUACCUCUAUGACCUGUAUGUGUCCUGCAGCCACCUGAGAAGCAAGUUUGGAGACCUGUUCAGUAGUGCCUGUUCCAAGGUGAAGCAGACGAUCUAUAGCAACGUUCAGCCCUCGAACUCCAACUUACUGUGGGACCCGGAGUUCAUGCUGGAUUUCCUUGAGAAUCCUUCUGCUCACAGCAUUAACUACUCUAUGCUGGGCAAGAUCCUGAGUGACAAUGCUGCCAACCGCUACAGCUUCGUCUGCAACGCCCUGAUGAAUGUGUGCAUGGGGCACCAGGAUGCAGGGAGGAUCAAUGACAUCGGGAACCUGUGUGCAGAGCUGACAGCGUGCUGCACUGUGCUCAGCUCCGAGUGGCUGGGGGUUGUGAAAGCUCUCUGCUGCUCUUCAAACCACGUCUGGGGCUUCAAUGACCUGCUCUGCAGCGUGGAUGUGAGUGACCUGUCUUUCCACGACUCCCUGGCCACGUUCAUCGCCAUCCUGAUCGCACGGCAGUGCUUCUCCCUGGAGGAUGUCGUCCAGCACGUCGCGCUGCCUUCCCUGCUGGCAGCUGCCUGUGGAGAUCCAGAUGCUGAGCCUGGGGCCAGGAUGACCUGCCGACUGCUCCUGCACCUCUUCAGGACUCCCCAGGUGUGCCUCCUUCCCCAGGGAACAGGGAAGGGAAAUUAUUGGAUUCGUUCUUCUUGUGAUCGUCACCUCUUGGCUGCUGCUCACAACAGCAUCGAAGUGGGAGCUGUGUUUGCAGUCUUGAAAGCAAUUUUGAUGCUUGGUGAUGCUGAAAUUGGCAGCAACAAUGUCAACUCCUUGAAGAGUGAAGAGUUCCAUAUGAGAGGCUUCUUAGAUGAGCUCAGUGAGGAGGAAAUCUGGAGUUCCUCUCACACUUUGAAAUCCUGUGGAAAAGCUGUUUCCAUCGAAACCGCCAGUCUGAGCGAGUACGCGAGAUAUGUGCUCAGAACCAUCUGCCAGCAGGACUGGGUAGGAGAGCACUGCUUGAAAGAACCUGAGAGGCUAUGCGCAGACAAAGAUCUUAUUUUGGAUCCUGUUCUCUCAAACAAACAAGCACAGAAACUCCUUCAGCUUAUCUGUUACCCUCAUGGUGUUAAAGAGUGCACCGAGGGUGAUAACCCUCAGCGGCAGCACAUCAAGCGCAUCCUGCAGAACUUAGACCAGUGGACUCUGCGGCAGUCGUGGCUGGAGCUGCAGCUGAUGAUCAAACAGUGCAUGAAGGAGCCUGGUUCUGGGUCUGUGGCUGAAAUGAACAGCUUGUUGGAUAAUAUCGCAAAGGCGACAAUAGAGGUGUUUCAGCAAUCCGCUGAGCUAAACAAUAACUCUUCUAACUCUGGUAUAGGCCUCUUCAGUCCAAACUCUGUUGGAAAUGCUGACACAAGUAAUACAAGACAGAAUGGUAAAAAGACAUUCCUAAGUUCCUCUGAGCGGCGAGGAGUGUGGCUGGUGGCCCCCCUGAUUGCAAAACUGCCUACCUCGGUUCAAGGUAGGGUCUUGAAAGCUGCGGGAGAGGAGCUGGAGAAAGGGCAGCAUUUGGGGUCAUCUUCUAAGAAGGAAAGAGAUAGACAGAAACAAAAAAGCAUGUCCUUGCUGAGCCAGCAGCCUUUCCUGUCACUGGUCCUCACUUGCCUUAAGGGACAGGAUGAACAACGGGAAGGGCUUCUCACAUCCCUGCAGAAUCAAGUUACUCAGAUCCUCAGUAACUGGAGGGAAGAACGGUACCAGGAUGAUGUCAAAGCCAGGCAGAUGAUGCAUGAAGCCCUGCAACUGCGUCUCAACUUGGUGGGUGGCAUGUUUGACACGGUACAGAGGAGCACCCAGUGGACCACAGACUGGGCCCUUCUGCUCCUCCAGAUCAUCACCUCAGGAACUGUGGAUCUGCAGACCAACAAUGAAUUAUUCACAACUGUGCUGGAUAUGCUGGGGGUCCUCAUCAACGGGACACUCGCCUCGGACCUGUCAAAUGCCUCCCAGGGAGGGCCUGAGGAAAACAAAAGGGCUUACAUGAAUUUGGUGAAGAAAUUAAAAAAGGAGCUGGGGGACAAGCGAUCCGAGAGCAUCGACAAGGUUCGUCAGCUGCUGCCGCUGCCCAAGCUGACAUGUGACAUCGUGGCCUGUGAGCCCAUGGGGUCCCUGAUCGACACCAAGGGCAACAAAAUUGCAGGGUUUGACUCCAUUGAUAAGAAACAGGGUCUCCAGGUGUCAACCAAACAAAAGGUGUCCCCUUGGGAUUUAUUCGAAGGCCACAAGAAUCCUGCCCCUCUCUCCUGGGCAUGGUUUGGAACUGUUCGUGUAGACAGGAAAGUGAUCAAAUAUGAGGAGCAGCAGCAGCUGCUGCUCUACCACACACACACCAAACCCAAACCACGGAGCUACUACCUCGAGCCCUUGCCCCUUCCUCCUGAGGAGGAGGAGGAGGAAGAGCCCACUACACCUGUGUCUCAGGAACCAGAACGAAAGCUGGGAGAGCUCUUGGAUCAGGGAAAACAUGCCAUGGAUGAUGAGAAGAAGGCAAAGGGCAGGAAGAGGAAGUCGAAGUCAAGCUUUAGGACUGAGGAAUACUCCCAGAGCAGCUUGUACAGAGUGCCUCCCACCUACUCCCCACUGCCCUCCCCGAUGGCACACCCUGCCCCACCAGCCCUGUGGGGGUACAGCGUGGGGGGACCCCCCCCACAGCCCAACUUCUUCCUGCAGAGCCAGUCUCUCGCUCCAGGUGGCUCCAGGCUGGACCCAGCAGGCUCCUUUGUCCCAACAAACACGAAGCAAGCCCUGUCCAACAUGCUGCAGCGGCGCUCGGGCUCUGUGAUGCAGCCACCCUCGAUCCAUGGGAUCUCACCUCAGCAGCAGCUGCUUCAGAUGAAGCUCCUGCAGCAAGAGCAGCAGCAGCAGCGGCUCCUGCGGCAGCAGGCACAGGCACGGGCUCUGCAACAGAGUCAGCCGAUGGACCAAGCUGCUGUUUUCACUCCGCAAGCUCGACUGCCAUCCCAGCUCCCACAGUACCCAGGGUUACAGCAAGCACAGAGCCUGCCCCACGGAUACACCCUGUACAGCACGGCAAUGCCAGGGCAGCAGCAGCCUGGCGUGGGGCUGUCCCCCAGCUACCCUCCCCGGCCCUACACAGCAGCUCAGCACAGCCCCACACUGCUGGAGCGGCUGCGGCUGGGCCAGCACCACGGCGCGUUCCUCCAGCAGCAGCCACCUGCCUACGGCCCCGCUCCGGCCGGCACCUCACGACUGAACCAUCAGCCUCUGCAGCCCAAUUCCCUGGUUGGAGGGGGACUGGACAGUGCCUCAGCUGCAGGGCCCCACGUGGCACUGGGCUCAGGACAGCUGCCACCGGAGCCAGGGAGACAGAGGCAGCAGCAGGGCCGGCAGCAGCGGCUCUUCCAGGUACAGCAGCAGCAACCAGGCCAGCAGCCAACGCUUGGACUCCAGCCCGUGCAGCCACAGCAGCCACUGCAGUUCCCAAGGCCAGGCUUGCAGCAGACCCAGCAGCAGCAGCAGACAGCGGCGCUGGUCAGGCAGCUCCAGAAGCAGCUCUCCAGUAAUCAGCCACAGCAAGGGGUGAGCCAGUAUGGGCACCCCCCACACUUCUGA
Messenger RNA from Acanthisitta chloris (rifleman), 4266 nucleotides. It is a transcript of the gene MED12L, whose product is annotated as mediator complex subunit 12-like. Gene Ontology annotation, cellular component: mediator complex. Gene Ontology annotation, molecular function: transcription coactivator activity; beta-catenin binding. The transcript has 31 exons. The record is from RefSeq and is a predicted model, not a curated record. Gene Ontology annotation, biological process: regulation of transcription by RNA polymerase II. Bases 1 to 4266 code for a protein of 1421 amino acids. Lineage: Eukaryota; Metazoa; Chordata; Aves; Passeriformes; Acanthisittidae.